AUGAAGUUCCAAAAACUCUUGCUUUUUGGAGCCGGGGUCCUUGCAUGGUCUCCCACAAACAAUUACGCCCCAGCUAAGGUCGAUUGCCCAUCCGGAAGCUUGGUUAGAGCUGCCGAUAAAAUCUCCGAUGAUGAGUCUUCCUGGGUCAAGGAAAGAAACAAGGUGACUGACAAGAAUCUAGAAUCAUUCCUUCAAAAAGCUGAUUUGGACGACUUCGAUGUGUCAAGUUUCCUUUCGAACACUUCGGACGGUAGAUCUAUCAAGAUCGGUAUUGCAUUCUCCGGAGGAGGCUAUAGAGCUAUGUUAGCAGGAGCAGGCGAACUUUCCGCUCUAGACAACAACACCGUUGGCGCCUCCUCUCAUGGUUUGGGUGGCUUGCUUCAAUCUGCCACAUAUUUAGUGGGGUUGUCUGGUGGUAACUGGCUUGUGGGCAGUUUGGUCAUGAACAACUGGACGAGUGUACAAGAGAUUGUGGACGAAAAUAAGAUCUGGAACUUGGAGCAUUCUAUUGUCAAUUACGGUGGAUGGAACCCUAUCAAAGCUUAUAAUUAUUAUGAUGGUAUCUACGAUGAUGUUAAAGAUAAAGAGGAUGCGGGCUUCGAACUUUCCAUCACCGACACAUGGGGUAGAGCUUUGUCUCAUCAAUUCUUCCCUGAACUGACUAAUUAUGGUAAUUCUUUACUUUGGUCUCAAAUUCAAGAUAUGGAUGAUUUCGUCAACCAUGACAUGCCUUUUCCGAUUGUUGUUGCAGACGGCAGAACGCCUGGUACUACAAUCAUUAGUGGAAACUCGACAGUUUUCGAAUUCAAUGCAUUCGAGAUGGGUUCUUGGGACCCUUCUUUGUAUCAAUUCACUGACGUCAGAUACUUGGGUACGAAAGUGAAAGACGGAAAACCAUUGAACAAUACUUGCAUUGGUGGAUUUGAUAACGCUGGUUUUGUCAUGGGUACCUCCUCUUCCCUUUUCAACCAGUUUGUUUUGCAGAUUAACACUACUUCUCUUUCUAGUACACUCAAAAGUAUAAUCACCAGUUUGUUGGAUCAUGUUUCAAAAGAUGAGGACGACAUUGCUAUCUAUGAACCAAAUCCAUUUAAAGGAACUGACGAAGCUUCAGUAGAGAGCAUUGUUAAAAACGACACAUUGUACUUGGUCGAUGGUGGCGAAGAUUUGCAAAAUAUUCCAUUGCACCCUUUGAUCCAACCCAAAAGAGGUCUCGACGUCAUCUUUGCAUACGACAACUCAGCUGACACUAACGAAAGCUGGCCGAAUGGAGCAUCCAUGGUAGCAACUUAUGAGAGACAGUUUUUGAAACAAGCGAACUCUACCAUUUUCCCUCACGUUCCUGACAUCAAUUCAUUUAUCAAUUUGAAUUUGACUGCAAAACCUACCUUCUUUGGCUGUGAUGCGAAGAACCUCACUUCAUUGCUCCCAGAUGGCGCUGACCAAAGUGCUGUUUAUGACUCGCCGUUGAUUGUUUACACUGCCAACAGACCAUUCACGUACUACUCUAACACAUCGACAUUCAAGCUCUCAUAUGAGGAUGACGAGAAGUUUGGAAUGAUAAAAAAUGGUUUUGAAGUUGCUUCCAGACUCAAUGGGACUUUGGACAAGGAAUGGAGCACGUGUGUUGCUUGUGCAAUCAUUAGACGUGAACAAGAAAGACAAGGUGUUGAACAAUCUGAGCAGUGCAAGAAGUGUUUCGACACUUACUGUUGGGAUGGCAGUAUUGACACCAGUGAGCCUGGUGUGAAUUUCACAAGCACUGGAUCCACUUCUGGACCAGAGGAAAACGGAAACAGAACAGUAAGUUUCGGCUACUCCUUGGUAAGAUCCGAUGAUAACUAUGGCUUACUUAAAAUUGUUUUGUUGGCUUCUUUGAUCUCAGUUGUCAGCAGUUUCUCUUUCUGA
Clavispora lusitaniae ATCC 42720 is the source of this 1908-nucleotide messenger RNA. It is a transcript of the gene PLB3, whose product is annotated as lysophospholipase. The record is from RefSeq and is a predicted model, not a curated record. Gene Ontology annotation, biological process: glycerophospholipid catabolic process. Lineage: Eukaryota; Fungi; Ascomycota; Pichiomycetes; Serinales; Metschnikowiaceae. Gene Ontology annotation, cellular component: intracellular membrane-bounded organelle; extracellular region; cytosol. Gene Ontology annotation, molecular function: A2-type glycerophospholipase activity.